Cottoperca gobio is the source of this 1587-nucleotide messenger RNA. It is a transcript of the gene dmc1, whose product is annotated as DNA meiotic recombinase 1. Lineage: Eukaryota; Metazoa; Chordata; Actinopteri; Perciformes; Bovichtidae. Gene Ontology annotation, biological process: DNA recombinase assembly; DNA repair; DNA strand invasion. The coding region runs from base 429 to 1526 and encodes 365 amino acids. The transcript is spliced from 14 exons. The record is from RefSeq and is a predicted model, not a curated record. Gene Ontology annotation, cellular component: nucleus; condensed nuclear chromosome. Gene Ontology annotation, molecular function: DNA strand exchange activity; double-stranded DNA binding; ATP-dependent DNA damage sensor activity.
CGUGUUUGCAAUUUUACAGUAAUAAUUGUUAGCACUGUCAUACCUAGCCUACAUCCUUGGUUUAUCUUCGGUUAACGGAUUACUUUUUAAUUUCCGACUGCAUUUGAAUAGGACAAAUAAUAUGAAUUCCCGCCAGUUGCCGUGCGCGAGCGCUUCAAGAACCAAAAAGCACUCUAGCUUUUAAAUUAAACUUGUAUUUCUUAGUCAGUAUCUCAAUAUUCUUGUCGUUUUCUAGUUAACGUAAUCAAACAAGUAAAUGUCCUCGUUUACCAGUUUUACUAACAGUCUUGUUCUGUCUUAGUGUAGCUAGCUAAGUUAGGAAUCUAAGUAAGUUACCUCGAAAGGUUAAAGCUAGCGUUAGCUGAUUUAGCUACGAUCCCUGAACCAGCUAAAUCCAUUUUUAUCAUUUAACCCAUAAUACUUUGAAAAUGAAAGUCGCAGAGGAUCAGGUUGUUGAAGAGGAUACUGGUUUCCAGGAUGAUGAGGAGUCCUUCUUCCAAGACAUUGACCUACUACAGAAACAUGGGAUUAAUAUGGCAGACAUCAAAAAGAUGAAGCUAGUGGGUAUCUGCACUGUGAAGGGGAUCCAGAUGACUACUCGCAAGGCUUUGUGCAACAUCAAGGGCCUGUCUGAGGCGAAAGUGGAAAAGAUCAAGGAGGCUGCUGGGAAAAUGCUGAAUGUGGGUUUCCAGACUGCCUUUGAGUACAGUGCGAAGAGGAAGCAGGUGUUCAACAUCACAACCGGGAGCCAGGAGUUCGAUAAACUGUUGGGUGGAGGUAUAGAGAGUAUGGCUAUCACGGAGGCCUUUGGAGAGUUCCGCACAGGGAAAACGCAGCUGUCUCACACAUUCUGUGUCACUGCUCAGCUGCCAGGAGAGGAUGGCUACUCCGGCGGGAAAGUCAUCUUCAUUGACACAGAGAACACUUUUCGUCCAGACAGAUUGAAAGACAUCGCUGACAGGUUCAACGUGGACCAUGGUGCUGUGCUGGACAACGUGCUUUACGCCCGGGCCUAUACCAGCGAACACCAGAUGGAGCUGUUGGACUUUGUAGCAGCCAAAUUCCACGAGGAAGGAGGAGUGUUCAAACUAUUGAUCAUCGACUCCAUCAUGGCUCUGUUUAGAGUAGACUUCUCUGGACGAGGAGAGCUGGCUGAGCGGCAGCAGAAACUGGCCCAGAUGCUCUCCAGGCUGCAGAAAAUCUCUGAAGAAUACAACGUAGCAGUGUUCGUCACCAACCAAAUGACGGCUGAUCCUGGUGCAGGAAUGUCGUUUCAAGCUGAUCCCAAGAAGCCCAUCGGUGGGCAUAUCCUGGCGCACGCCUCCACCACACGCAUCAGCUUGAGGAAGGGGCGUGCAGAGAUGAGAAUUGCCAAAAUAUUUGACAGAUAUCCUCGAGUCCCGAUAUGCCUGAGAAUGAGGCCACGUUCGCCAUCUGCGCUGGAGGAGUUAGUGACGCCAAAGAGUGAAGAGGAAGAGACGCGUGUUAGCACAGUCCCCUGUUUACGUCAGUUUAAAGUUAUUUAAGGGGUGUCUCAAGCGGGCCGGACCCGUAACAUCACAGCAUGACGACCUGUAAAUAACAACA